Molecule: messenger RNA, 1056 nt
Organism: Plodia interpunctella (Indianmeal moth)
Lineage: Eukaryota; Metazoa; Arthropoda; Insecta; Lepidoptera; Pyralidae
Exons: 3
Coding region: 85-438 (117 amino acids)
Source: RefSeq, a predicted model, not a curated record
AUAAAAGGAAGUAUUGUUAAAAUUUCUUUAUCACACACCCGCUGCCAGCUCCCGCGCGCGCCCGGUUUCCUCUCAUCCCACACAAUGUCCGCACGAAUUUUGUUGGCGCUGGUUUGCGUAGCCGAGCUGUCGUCGCUCAUCUCCGCGGGGGGCCACGGCGGGGGUCACAAGAAGGUGAUCAUUCACGUGCCACUGUACGUGAAGCACCACCACCAUAAGCACACCAUCGUCAAGCACAUCCACCACAAGAGCGGCGGUGGAGGCGGCGACGAUCACUACGAGGUGCUAGGAUACACCUACGGGGAACCCAAGGCUGCACCGCAUGGUCAUGGAUGGGGCGCCGCUGACGAGGGGCACGACGGUGGGUACGGAGACUCUGUCGUGAACUUCGAAGACCACGGCGGCUACGGCGGCGAGUCCGAUGGCCAUGGAUACUGACACCACCAAGACAUUCAUCAUGCACUAAUUGGUGUUACCAAGAAUCCACUCCUACCACUCGCACCAGAACAUACCACAAUUAAUUCCCUCGUAUCAAGAUCUUGGGGUAAUCUAUUCCUAUAAAACCCAAACUUAUCAAACACAAAUCUUGAAAAACAAGAAACGAUCAUAAUUCCUGAUAGUAAUGCAUUACCACAUGAAUUAUUACAAGUACUGCGACUCCAAACGAUGCCCAUAAAUAUCAGGUCGAUCAUCAAUUUUAUGUUUCCUGUACAGGGUUAUAUUAAAAAUCAAUAAUUGAUAGAUACCCAUGUAAUUUGAAAGUUUUUCAAUAGAACGUACGGUAUAUUCUCAUUAAUUAAAUCUUAUCUUUUAAGAUAAAGUUUAUGGGAAUUCAUUUUGUGUAAUAUUUGAGAACUUGACGUAUUUUAUUGUAAAUAAUAUGGUACUUAUAGCUAAGUUGUUUUUGCCAGAAAAGUUACUACCUACCAACGCUGUGUAUAUGUGAAUAAGACUGUUGUUAUUAUUUUUGUCCCGAUUUGUUGGGGUGUUUGUUAAUAAUUUUAUAUUUGUUAGUAAGUUAAAUAGCUGUUGAAAUAAAUAUGUUUUAUAUACUAA